CCAUGGCGCCCGCGGCGGGGUGGGCGCCCGCCCUCUGGAGGGCCUGCAAUGCGCUGAUGGCCGCCUUCUUCGCGCUGGCGGCCUUGGUGCAGGUAAAUGAUCCGGAUGCAGAGCUCUGGGUGGUUGUGUAUAUGAUUCCUGCAGUGCUGACCUUGCUUGUUGGACUUAACCCUCCUGUCACAGGCAACUUUAUUUGGAAGAGUAUCUCUGCAGUCCACAUGUUCUUUUGCAUGGUGUGGGCUAUCGGCUUGGCCUACUACCUCACGCUUCACACACAGUGGAACAUCUUGCACGAGGAAGAAGGCAGGGAGCUGUUUGGUCUGGUGAUUAUCUCAGCAUGGAUAAGUCUAUGUUACAGCUCACCAAAGAAUCCAGUUGGUGGAAGGAUUCAGUUGGCUAUUGCCAUUGUAAUGGCUCUUUUCCCAUUCAUCGCAUGGGUCUACAUAUAUGUGAACAAGGAGAUGCGUUCCUCCUGGCCAACUCACUGCAAGACAGUAAUUUAAAUGAAGUAAAGA
Messenger RNA from Molossus molossus (Pallas's mastiff bat), 515 nucleotides. RefSeq names its product transmembrane protein 220 (gene TMEM220). Lineage: Eukaryota; Metazoa; Chordata; Mammalia; Chiroptera; Molossidae. The record is from RefSeq and is a predicted model, not a curated record. Bases 3 to 503 code for a protein of 166 amino acids. The transcript is spliced from 6 exons.